Molecule: messenger RNA, 1707 nt
Organism: Postia placenta MAD-698-R-SB12
Lineage: Eukaryota; Fungi; Basidiomycota; Agaricomycetes; Polyporales; Adustoporiaceae
Exons: 7
Coding region: 1-1707 (568 amino acids)
Molecular function (GO): iron ion binding; heme binding; oxidoreductase activity, acting on paired donors, with incorporation or reduction of molecular oxygen
Source: RefSeq, a predicted model, not a curated record
AUGGACUCAUCGACGCCGCCGCUACCUCCUCUCGGGAGUAUCAUCCUGGCUCGUGAAGGCCUCACCGGUCUCCUCCUACCUGGGCUUUCUGUGCUGGCCUGUCUCAUUGCUACGGUCAUAGCUUCGUCAAUCUUACUUCCAUACUUCAAUGACCCGUACAAACUUCGAGCGUACCCUGGACCAUUCUUCGCGAAGUUCACAUCCGCUUGGCUCUCUUGGAUUAUCGGCCACAACCGAUGGUCAGAGACUGUGUAUCAUCUACAUCGUCAACACGGCCCCAUCGUUCGCCUCGGCCCUGACAACGUCUCCAUUUCCGACCCUUCUGCCUUAGCAGCCAUCUACGGCCACUCAUCUGGUGCAUUGAAAUCAACUUUCUACGACGCUAUCUCGAGUAUCAGAAUCAGGAAUCUAUUCAACACGCGCGACCGUGCCGAGCAUUCACGCAAACGUCGCAUCGAGGCACACAUGUUCUCACCUCGGGGUAUCCGGGCGUUGGAGGAUACUGCGCGUGUCCAUUUCCAGGUACUUGUGCGUCAGUGGGAUACACUAUGUGCGCACACAGAUAAGGCAAUACGCGGAAGUGCCGAAGGGACAAUCGGUACGGUUCACUGGAAGGUGCAUAGCGGAAGAGUCUGGUUUGAUUGCAUGCCUUGGUUCACCUUUUGGUCAUUCGACACGAUCAGUGAUCUUGCAUUUGGUCAUCCUUUCGGUAUGCUCGAAGCGGCGAAGGACACUGCUAAAAUAUCGAAAUCCAAUAUUAAAGGUAUGCAGGCAAUAUCACAGGGUAAUUCCCACUCGGACGAGGCGGAAUUGGAACUGGAGGAAAUCCCUGCAAUCGAGAUGCUCGCCGAGCAUUUAGACAUCAUCGUGUCUCUGGCGUUUCUCCCAGCAUGGCUUCAGCCCAUUGUUGGCCGUCUUCCAAGCGUCCGAUAUGGCUAUGAUGCUGCUCCAAAGCUUGCGGGCCUCGCCGUCGCAGCCGUAGCCAACCGCUUCGCGUCUAAAACUAAAAUCGAUCGUGCGGACAUGCUGUCCGAGCUGCUGCGAGGAAGAGACGAGGAUGGAAAGCCUUAUGGUCCGGAAGAGCUAAGUGCUGAGGCAGAGCUUCUAAUCAUCGCCGGUGGGGAUACCACCGCCAAUUCUUCGUGCGCGACAACUUACCAUCUCGCACGCAAUCCCCGGAUCCGAGCAAAGCUGCAGGCUGAGCUUGACGCAGCACUGGAGGGCAUCGAUUCCGAUGUAGCGCCUUACGAUGCGGUGAAGGACCUACCCUACCUCGAUGCCGUCAUCAACGAAGGCCUCCGCCUGCACUCGACAAUAGGCGCAGGCCUGCCUCGCGUUGUCCCCCCUGGUGGACUGACCGUUCUCGGACAGCACCUGAAGGAAGGGACGGUGGUGAGCUCGCCGCUUUACUGUCUGCACAGGAAUGAGGUGGUGUGGGGCGAGAACGCACACGAGUUCUACCCUGAGAGGUGGCUCGAGGCAUCCGCGGACGCGAAGAAAGAGAUGAUGCGAUCGUUUGCGCCUUUCUCUGUGGGUCCGAGGGCAUGCUUGGGGCGAAACCUUGCGCUACAGCAAAUGCACAUCGUAUUGGCGACCAUCUUUCAUCGGUACAAUUUGGUUCUAGAGAGUGAUGCUCCGCUUCCACUCCGGGACGGUUUUGUGCGGAAGCCGAAGAAUUGCGUUGUUGGCGUACAACGACGGAAGUGA